CUUUAUUCUAAUAGCUUGCUGAUCGUAUCGUACCGUAACUCUAAACUGGCGCCCGGCGAGACACUUUUGCAGUUAAAAAGAGAUAUUUCUGAAUUCUCAUUGGAAAAUGGUGAACGAUACAGUGCACCCGUUUUACCCACGGGAUCUGGAUGUACCAGGGUAUGUCCCUAAUGACAUCACAGUAUCUAGAAUGCUUACUGUAGCCUUUAGUUGUUUUGGGCUGGCUUUCAUUGUGUCUUGGUUGAUCUCUAGCAGCGCACGAUCGGUUGGUGAGCGUCUAAUGCUCUCCUGGUUUGGGUUAUCGGGAGCUAUUCAUUGCAGCAUUGAACUUUACUUUAGCCUUUAUCAUAGAACGCUAGUUGCUGAUUCAAGCUUUUUAUCUCAGUUAUGGAAAGAAUGGGGAAAAGCUGAUAGUCGCUAUGUCACAUCUGACAGUUGCAUUGUAAGUAUUGAAAGCAUUACUGCCUGGACUGAGGGGCCUGCAUGCUUCUGGAUCAUGUAUGCUUUCCUCUACAAUGCACCAUACAGACAUCAUCUCAGAAUCAUUGUGUCUCUAGGACAACUAUACGGUACGAUUGCGUACUACAUGGCGGAGUGGUUGGAUGGAUUUAGUCAUGGACCAUUUGGUGAUCCUUUCUACUUCUUCUUCUACUUUGUUUCAAUGAAUGCUUUUUGGGUUGUUAUACCAACGCUAAUGAUCAUUUUGUCUUGGCAGGAAUUAAGCAAAGCGCAAGCUUUUAAAGAUGAGAAUGAUAGGCCUGCUUCGCAGAGUGUUAGGAAGAGUAGAAAUAAGAAGACUAAGUAGUUUUUGUGAGUGAUAUUUUAGGAAUUCAAAGAGAGUCAUUAAUAACCAAUUAUUAAAUGAUCAUAGUUUUUAGUAAAUAAAUUUAAUUUAAGUUGAUUCAGAAAAUUUUGAAAAUACAAACACAUGGAAAAAGAGAAUCAUUAAAUAUCAAUAUACAGAAUAUAUAUUAUAUAUAAUAUAAAUCAUCAAAGGUACAUA
Anneissia japonica is the source of this 1003-nucleotide messenger RNA. Its product is annotated as 3-beta-hydroxysteroid-Delta(8),Delta(7)-isomerase-like. The transcript has 4 exons. Gene Ontology annotation, biological process: cholesterol biosynthetic process. The record is from RefSeq and is a predicted model, not a curated record. NCBI's taxonomy places the organism in Eukaryota, Metazoa, Echinodermata, Crinoidea, Comatulida, Comatulidae. Gene Ontology annotation, cellular component: membrane; endoplasmic reticulum. The coding region runs from base 107 to 805 and encodes 232 amino acids. Gene Ontology annotation, molecular function: steroid Delta-isomerase activity; C-8 sterol isomerase activity; cholestenol delta-isomerase activity.